GAUGACACACUUUGACAUAGUGUUUAUUUUUAUUUUUAUUAAAGUCAUAUAAAUAAUUUUUGAGUCCAUAAAAAAAAAAAACAUCUCAUUUCGAGGAAGCAAACACGCAAGCCCGCAGAGGGACUAGCCUUACGAAGCCAUAUCGAUUUCUCCGGCGGAAUCUCCCGAUACAUUUUUCCUGCGAGACCUUAAACCUCAAUCGGAAAAUCCGAUCCGCUCCAUUUACAGAAGAUCCGAAUUCAAUUCAUUGGACAUUUCUGGAUUUGAUUGAUGGCUCCGGUUUCAGCUCUCGCGAAGUACAAAUUAGUGUUCUUAGGAGAUCAAUCGGUCGGAAAGACUAGUAUUAUCACAAGAUUCAUGUACGAUAAAUUCGAUAACACUUAUCAGGCUACUAUUGGUAUCGACUUCCUUUCAAAGACAAUGUACCUUGAAGAUCGAACAGUAAGAUUGCAGCUUUGGGAUACUGCGGGACAAGAAAGAUUCAGGAGUCUAAUUCCAAGCUACAUAAGGGACUCCUCUGUUGCAGUCAUUGUAUACGAUGUUGCAAGCAGGCAGUCCUUCCUCAACACUUCAAAGUGGAUUGAGGAGGUUCGCACUGAGAGAGGCAGUGAUGUCAUCAUUGUGGUAGUUGGCAAUAAAACUGACCUAGUGGAAAAGAGGCAAGUCUCAAUAGAGGAAGGAGAGGCCAAAGCUCGUGACCUAAAUGUAAUGUUUAUUGAAACAAGUGCCAAGGCUGGCUUCAAUAUAAAGGCACUAUUUCGCAAGAUUGCUGCAGCCUUGCCAGGAAUGGAGACGCUAUCCUCAGCAAAGCAAGAGGACAUGGUUGAUGUCAACCUCAAGUCGAGCAACACAAAUGCGUCUGUGUCACAACAACAGUCAGGAGGAUGCGCAUGUUGAUUGAAGGACCGUAUGAUGCAUUAUUAUGUUUUGGGAUCGACCCUUCAAUCCGGCUGUAAAGUUCUUCCUUCUCACUGGUUGCAUUUGAGUUUACGUUGUAGUUCACUACUACUGUGUUAUCUCGUACCUGUAUCACUUUGUGGACAUGUAGUUAUCAAGGCCUUAAAUAGUCAGAUUAUUUUUGUCAGCGAGUUAUAUUUGUAGUGUAUUACAUUACUUGUGGUGUCUUUCAGAUUUGUUACAGGAAAUUUUGAUUUGAAAUUUUCAAAUAAGGCAAUGUUUUAUUUC
Olea europaea var. sylvestris is the source of this 1185-nucleotide messenger RNA. Its product is annotated as ras-related protein RABH1b. The transcript is spliced from 6 exons. Gene Ontology annotation, molecular function: GTPase activity; GTP binding. The coding region runs from base 271 to 897 and encodes 208 amino acids. NCBI's taxonomy places the organism in Eukaryota, Viridiplantae, Streptophyta, Magnoliopsida, Lamiales, Oleaceae. The record is from RefSeq and is a predicted model, not a curated record.